AGCAGCUCUCCUCUACCUUCAGCCAGGCUCUGUCUGUAAGGGGUCUCUGACCCGCCAACCGUGGUCAGGAGAACUGUCCUGAGCUUGUCCUUGUGUCUUCCAGCAUCCUCCUUUGGUGUCCAUGGCUGCCCAGCAGCGGCUACUGAUCCGUGGGGGUCGAGUAGUGAAUGAGGAUCGCUCUGAGUUGGCAGACGUGCUGGUGGAGGAUGGCGUGAUUCGGGCGUUGGGUCCCGACCUUCUGGCGACUGGAACUUCAGCCCAGGGGCUGCGGAUCCUCGAUGCCUCUGGCAAGCUGGUACUGCCCGGGGGCAUCGACACUCACACGCACAUGCAGUUCCCUUUCAUGGGAUCCCAGUCUAUCGAUGAUUUCUACCAGGGCACCAAGGCAGCUUUGGCUGGAGGCACCACCAUGAUCAUUGAUUUCGCCAUACCUCAGAAAGGCUGCUCCCUCAUUGAAGCUUUCGACACAUGGAGAAGCUGGGCAGAUCCCAAAGUUUGUUGUGACUAUGCACUUCAUGUUGCUGUUACAUGGUGGAGUGACCAGGUCAAAGAAGAAAUGAGAACUCUGACACAAAAUAAAGGCGUUAACUCGUUUAAGAUGUUUAUGGCCUAUAAAGACCUGUACAUGGUUAGAGACCUGGAGCUGUAUGGGGCUUUUUCUCAGUGCAAGGAAAUUGGAGCAAUUGCUCAAGUCCAUGCUGAGAAUGGUGACUUGAUUGCCGAGGGGGCAAAGAAGAUGCUGGCCCUGGGAAUAACAGGUCCUGAAGGUCACGAGUUGUGUCGUCCAGAAGCCGUAGAGGCAGAAGCCACUCUGAGAGCCAUCACCAUAGCUAAUGCUGUGAACUGCCCGCUUUAUGUUGUCCAUGUGAUGAGCAAGUCCUCAGCUAAGGUGAUAGCUGAUGCAAGGAGAAAUGGAAAGGUGGUCUUUGGGGAGCCGAUAGCUGCUAGUCUUGGAACAGAUGGGACUCACCAAUGGAAUAAAGAAUGGCAUCAUGCUGCCCACCAUGUCAUGGGACCUCCAUUAAGACCAGAUCCUUCAACUCCUGAUUUCCUGAUGAACUUACUGGCUAACGAUGAUCUUUCCACAACUGGGACAGACCACUGCACUUUCAACACCUGCCAGAAAGCCCUUGGGAAGGAUGAUUUUACCAAGAUUCCUAAUGGGGUCAAUGGUGUUGAGGAUAGAAUGUCUGUCCUGUGGGAAAGGGGUGUGCAUAGUGGCAAAAUGGAUGAAAAUCGAUUUGUUGCUGUCACCAGCACCAAUGCUGCUAAAAUCUUUAAUCUCUAUCCAAGGAAAGGAAGAAUUGCUGUAGGAUCUGACGCUGACAUUGUUAUUUGGGAUCCAAAAGCUACAAGGACGAUUUCUGCAAAAACUCAUCAUCAAGCUGUUAACUUCAAUAUAUUUGAGGGAAUGGUCUGUCAUGGGGUACCCCUUGUGACUAUUUCAAGAGGCAAGGUGGUAUAUGAAGCUGGAGUUUUUAAUGUCAAUGCAGGAGAUGGAAAAUAUGUUCCUCGGAAGCCAUUUGCUGAAUAUGUUUACAAACGAAUCAAGCAGAGAGAUCAGACUUGUACACCUACCGCUGUACAGCGACUCCCUUACAAAGGGGAAGUAGUUUUGUUGAAGACCAGUGGAAAAACAGAAGCUUCAGCACCUGCAACCAGGAAACAGGCCCAUCGCUAAGACUUUGACUUAGCACCUCAGGUAAAGAAAGACAGGGGAAAAGGAUGCAAAAUACUGCACCUCCGGCUCAGUCAGAAGCACACCUGAACUCCCCACUCAAGGAUCUUCUUGAAAGAAUAAUUGUGAUAGAAUUUCUUCUUUCUUCAAAGUGAAGGCUGCCUUUAUUGCCAGAAUCUGAUGCAGAAUCAAAUUAUAGAUAUAAAUGAAGGUGAUGGUUUUGGAAAUCUCUAUAUGAAAGCUAAUCAGGAAUCAUUUGGGGGUAGCAUCAUUACUUGAACUGAACAUUUUAAUUUUAUGAAUAAAAGUUAGAUCAUAUUCAGAAUGUAUUUGCCAUUAAAAUAUGCUUUUACUUUCAUUAUAAUUAAUAAAAACUUUUAGAUCCUUAAUUAGCUCUUUAAGGCAUCAUCUAUCUGUAACAAAUUACUAGUGAAGAUUCUAGUGUGGCUAGAAUCUAACAGCACGAUUUCUCAAAAGUAAACUACUUUCCCCACAAUUAUAAAUUGAUUCUCCUAUACAUUACCAUGGAAUCAGACACGGUUCUUGAUUUUAGAAUGACUUGAGAAUCAGGUGACACCAUGACAGAUGAAAUGGCCUAGCGGCCUUGGAGACAAGGAGGCUUGAGUUCAAAUCCUGCUUCUGACACAUGUAAAUGAUAUAAUCAUCUGAAAAGUUAUUAGACUUUUCAGUGUCAGACAAUCUCUAAACUAUAAUUUAACAGAGGAAUUGCCUAUUUGUAUGAACCAGCUUUCUAUUCUGACAGUUCCCUGUGCUGACGAAAUCACAGGUCCAAGAACAAAAAAAAAAAAAAAAAAGAAAAAGAAAAAAAAGAAAAAAAAAUCAUGAAACCAAGAUUUGAACAAAUAAAAAUGAAAUCAUCAGUGCUGAAAUGUAGACUUUAGUGAUGCUUUCUCUCUUGAAUUCUUUCAUCUAUCUGUGUUGUGAUUCUCCUUUGAGUACUGAUAGGGAAGAAAAGAAGCCAUAAAUUGGUUUUUUCCUUUUUCAUCCUUUCUCUUUAGAGAUAAGACUAUGUACCCUCUUGUUAAAAAAUGUACGCAAUUCAAUUAAAUAAACGAUUAUUGAGUA
Molecule: messenger RNA, 2764 nt
Organism: Gracilinanus agilis (Agile Gracile Mouse Opossum)
Lineage: Eukaryota; Metazoa; Chordata; Mammalia; Didelphimorphia; Didelphidae
Gene: DPYS
Product: dihydropyrimidinase
Exons: 10
Coding region: 122-1681 (519 amino acids)
Biological process (GO): pyrimidine nucleobase catabolic process
Cellular component (GO): cytoplasm; cytosol
Molecular function (GO): dihydropyrimidinase activity
Source: RefSeq, a predicted model, not a curated record